Messenger RNA from Sabethes cyaneus, 2404 nucleotides. Its product is annotated as mitochondrial potassium channel ATP-binding subunit-like. Gene Ontology annotation, cellular component: membrane. Lineage: Eukaryota; Metazoa; Arthropoda; Insecta; Diptera; Culicidae. The coding region runs from base 80 to 2263 and encodes 727 amino acids. Gene Ontology annotation, biological process: transmembrane transport. Gene Ontology annotation, molecular function: ATP binding; ATP hydrolysis activity; ABC-type oligopeptide transporter activity. The transcript has 4 exons. The record is from RefSeq and is a predicted model, not a curated record.
UUUCUGCUGCUCAGAUGGCAGCUAGUUAGUUAUAAAUAGGCAAGAAAUAUUUAUUUUCUGGUGUAAAUAGUCCCCCAAAAUGUUGAAAUUAUUUUUAUCAAGUUACCGUAAUUGUCCACUGAUUGUCAGCCCGAGUACAGCGAACCGAAAUGCAAAUCAGCUGCUGCGAAAGUCUCUGCAAACAUAUGUUUUUAGACGAAACGAACUGCUAAAUGCGGGUAAACGAUUAAUCACAAGUGAAACACGACAACAAGGACGUAAGCUGCUUUCAACUGGAGGUGGCCAGCAGCUUAACCGGACAGUAUCUGGCCGAGCGAGCAAUACAUUAAGGUUACUAUUGGGUGGUACAGGCAUCGGUGUAUCCGUCGGACUCCAGUGCAGGCGUUGUUUUGUGCAUUGUGAGGCACCGUCUGGAAGACUACUGGUACAGCAAGCUGGUAGCGGUGGCGAUGUCGUUAGAUUUGAUUGGUUAAAGUUUUGGUUCUACUUGAAACCUCAUCUAGCCAAGUUAUUAGCAGCCGUGGCGGCUGCUUUGGCUGUAGCUUAUUUCAAUAUUCAAAUACCGAAUCUAUUGGGUGUCGUCGUAAAUACUUUAUCCAAGUAUGCUCGCACCGGUAUGAAAAACAUUGAUACUUCGACGUUCUUCAACGAAAUGAAAGCACCUUCCCUGCGGUUGUUUGGAAUGUACAUCGCACAGGCCGGCUUUACCUUCGUGUAUAUAUUACUGCUCAGUCAAAUAGGUGAACAGAUGGCCGCCAAAAUCCGACAAGAUUUGUUCAAACAAAUUAUAAUUCAAGAUUUGGAAUUUUUCGACGCAAAUCGUACCGGUGAAUUGGUGAAUCGAUUAACAGCGGACGUGCAGGACUUUAAAUCAAGCUUUAAGCAGUGCAUUUCGCAGGGUUUGCGAUCAAUUGCACAGCUAAUUGGAGGUAGUGUUUCACUGUUUCUUAUUUCACCACAGCUCGCCAGCAUUGCGCUCGUUUCGGUCCCGGCGGCAGUGGCUAUGUUUUCCUUUCUCGGGAGAUCAUUGAGAGUACUAAGCAAGAAGAGUCAAGCGCAAUCGGAACGAGCAACUUCGGUCAGCGAGGAAGCUCUAUCGAAUAUUAGAACGGUUCGAGCCAGUGCUAGCGAAUAUAGCGAAGUAGAAUUGUUCCGCCAAGAGACGGACAAAGCAGCGGUGCUCUCUCAACAGUUGGGAGUUGGUAUUGCGGUUUUUCAAGCCCUGACGAAUCUGUUUCUUAACGGAAUGGUGCUGACAACGCUAGUUCUCGGUGGGCAUUUUAUGUCUAACAGCUCUAUCACCGCCGGAGAUUUGAUGGCAUUUCUGGUGGCUUCACAGGGCGUCCAACGAUCGCUAGCUCAGGGCUCCGUUCUCCUGGGUUCCGUCAUUAGAGGAAUGACCGCCGGCGCUCGUGUUUUCGAAUACCUGUCAGUUCAACCCAAGGUAGAUUUAAAACUAGGACAAAUCAUUCCCGAAUCACAAAUAAGAGGCGAAAUUCGUUUUGAAAAUGUAUCUUUUACCUAUCCUUCUCGACCGAAUCAAGAAGUUUUGCGAGAGUUUUCGCUUGUGUUAAAGCCAGGUCAAACGGUAGCUCUGGUGGGAGCUAGCGGUUCAGGAAAAUCUACCAUCGCCUCGCUAUUAGAAAGAUUUUAUGAACCAACCGGUGGCCGAAUAACGAUUGACGGUCAUAAUCUAUCGGAAUUGUCACCCUACUGGCUACGCGGUCAGCUAAUAGGAUUCAUCGAACAACAACCGAUCCUUUUUGGAACGACUAUCCUAGAGAAUAUUCGCUACGGUCGACCGGAUGCAACUGAAGCCGAAAUCCUCGAAGUUGCUAAACUGUCUCAAUCACACCAAUUCGUCAGUCAAUUACCGGACGGCUACCGGACCACUGUUGGAGAGCGCGGAAUUCAGCUAAGUGGUGGUCAGCGUCAGCGGAUAGCGAUCGCACGAGCUCUGCUCAAACGUCCGGCAGUGUUGAUUUUGGACGAAGCAACCAGUGCCCUAGAUGCUUCCAGUGAGGCAAUCGUUCAAAAAGCACUAGAUGCAGCCGUCGUCGAUCGAACUACACUAGUGAUCGCUCAUCGGUUGUCCACAAUUCGGAACGCCGAUGUAAUUGUCGUACUACACAAGGGCAGGAUAGUGGAAAUGGGAGCUCACGAUGAACUGCUCCGAAAGCAGGGGCACUACUUUGAACUGGUCAAGCAGCAGGAGCGACAGCAACAGGAGGAACAACAGAACCAGAGAAGGUCUUAUGGAUAGAAGAAAUAACAUAGGUAGCCGUUUAACUGCAUCGUUGAAGUAGCUUCGUUAGUUUGUUAAGAAUUAAAUUGUUCUGGUAAACUGGUAAAUUUUUCGGUAAAGAGAUAGGUAUUAUGUCGAAGAACGAAGUAUUUGCAAUAU